This is a messenger RNA of Botrytis porri, 759 nucleotides long. RefSeq lists its product as uncharacterized. Bases 1 to 759 code for a protein of 252 amino acids. NCBI's taxonomy places the organism in Eukaryota, Fungi, Ascomycota, Leotiomycetes, Helotiales, Sclerotiniaceae. The record is from RefSeq and is a predicted model, not a curated record. The transcript has 4 exons.
AUGAAUUCUUCAACUUCAUGGAGCGAUUCGUCUGUCCAUGGACCUCAAAAUGUACGCGGAAACCUCGGAGCUAGUACGAGUAGUGAUCCAAAUGAUCCUCGAACGAGUGAUGGAGGGCGAGGGAGUUCUACUCUUAUUGCUUCAAUACAAGAUUCGCAGACUCAGAGAUGGACUUCUACAGCAGAUAAUCAGGCCUAUACGUGGGAUUGGAACUUUGCUGCUCAAGGUGACCAAACCGAAACCAAUACCAACACAUCCUCAUACCCUCAUCCAGAUUUAUCACUACCCCAUCCAGAUCUAAAUCUCGAUUUCCGUAUGUCAGUUUCCCUAAAUCCUCGAAUCUCGGUCGGUCAAACACCAUUUGGACAUCGAAAUUGGAUAUCCUUCACAGGUGGUGUGUGGUCUGGACUAUGGGGAUCAGGAAUCGUAUUACCUGGAGGCCAAGAUAGUCAACUAAUAAUCCCUGACGGGUCAGCUCGUUUAGAAACGAAUUAUCUACUCCAGACUCAUGAUGAUCCUCCAGCACAUAUCGCGAUCAAAACGCAUGGUUGGAGAACGGGUCCUCCUGAAGUCUUAGCUCAGCUAGCGGACCCGGCUUUAGCUGAUCAAGUUGAUCCAAGUACUUAUAAAUUCAGAUUGUUUAUUGAGAUGGAGACAGGUGAUGAGAGAUAUUGUUCAAAGGUCAAUUGUGGAAUGUGGGUGGGCUGUGGAAUGAGAAAGGGGGCAGAGGUGAUCUAUGAUGCAUAUCGAGUAUCAUAA